Molecule: messenger RNA, 570 nt
Organism: Talaromyces marneffei
Lineage: Eukaryota; Fungi; Ascomycota; Eurotiomycetes; Eurotiales; Trichocomaceae
Exons: 4
Coding region: 1-570 (189 amino acids)
Source: RefSeq, a predicted model, not a curated record
AUGGUCCAAGUACGAUUUGAUAUGAAUGAAUUGGAGAUGGUCCGUCCACUCUUUGCGUGCAUGCCCCGAUGCGCCAAGACCGCCGCUGCAUGCCUUGAUGCCUGGGGUUGCCAGCCCCCGUCCUUCCUGAUCCGUGCUACGCUGGUAAUCUAUUAUAUCGAUCCUGACCGGUGUGUUGGUCUUUGCUAUGGACUGGAUUAUUGCCUAUAUUUGCCAUUUACCAUUGUCUAUUCAAUCAGUGCCCAGGAUGGUCGCCCCCACGUCGAUCUGGUAACAUCGUUACAAGCUUGUUAUACGACACUCUCUUCAUCUCUCUCUCCUCCCUUGGUCAACUCACCAUCGCGUCCAGACGAAACGAACGACAUCUACGACUCUCUUUUGUCCCAUCGCUCGAAAUUCGCAAAGUACGGCACCCAUCCACCAACUGAGCGACAACCGCGUCUCACCAGGGUCCCAGCAUACUCCAUAGUUGGGGUCCGAUUUACGGCUGUGGCUUGUGACAUCCGAAACCAUUCCAGUCUCUCGAGGACCACGUCAUCUCGAUUCCGUCUCGUCGGGGCGCCUAGAUGA